Anas platyrhynchos (mallard) is the source of this 3305-nucleotide messenger RNA. NCBI's taxonomy places the organism in Eukaryota, Metazoa, Chordata, Aves, Anseriformes, Anatidae. The record is from RefSeq and is a predicted model, not a curated record.
AUACUAGUCAUAAUAUUUAUAUUAGCACUGGAUGGAAAUCCAGAAACAAUAAAAGUAUAAAUUAAAUAAUUUUCAGAUAGAGAAUGUCUGUGUGAAGUAUCUGACUUUAAGUUGUGCAUAAUUUUCUUACAAAAUUUUUAAUUCAAAUGUAGGUCAGUUUUCUUCGUUACUUCACAAGUAAAUAUCUUGUAGAAAACAGAUUGCUGAAAAUGGAGAAUCUCGAUAGCAUGACCACAGAACAAGGAUUCACCCAUGCAUGAUAGUAAGUUAAGUGUCUUCAAGGGGCCCUGCCUUUUAUGUUUAGUUUUACAUUUCUUGUUUAGUGUCUUUCUAUCAAAAGUAGCAGUCUGACUCUAGAUGUAUCUGGAUGAUAGAAUCACAGAAUAUCCCAAGUUGGGAGGGACCCCUAAGGAACAUCAAGUCCAACUCCUGAUACAUCCUGUGAGCUUUUGGGGACAGUUAAUCUUAGAUGUGGAUGUAAGAAAGAAAUAUUGUAAGUCAUCCUGUAUAAAAAUGUUUGAAUUAGGAGUUGUAUAUUUUAAACAAUUCAGAUCAAGUUUUGCAAAAUAGGCUUUUCCUAUUUUUCCAGCAAAAAUAUUUAAAGCUCUGUUUUGGGAUGUUAAUUCAAAACAGUGGAGAAGUUGGUGUUCUAAGUGCACAUGAAUGUUUGUAAGAGCCGAAGACUUGCAUUGCAGUAAGGAGAAAAUGGUUUUAACUCUCCUCUAUUGAUUAAGAAAAACAAGAUCCUGUUUGCUUUAAACAUUUUAACUAUCUUUCCUAUUUGUCUUAAAUCUCACAGGAGACUAAUACAAAUUAGUGAGGAUGGAAUGAGAUGAGGGAGCAAAUGAAUGAAGCAGCUUUUGUAUUGUAACAAUCACUUUUUGCAGCUUGUCUUCCCACUUUUAACUGCUCUUCUGUGUAUCACAGAGCAGAGGAUGGAAAUUUGUCCUAUAUGCAAUUCCACGGUCGCAUAUUGAUCUAAGAAACAUGCACUUUCAAAGAUCGGCAACCUGCCUCCUCACUUUCCAGAGAUGUUAACAUGUGGAGGAAAUGAAUUAAUGAAUUACUCAGCCGCUUACAGGCCGAAGGGGCAAGGGCAAGGACGAACACCAGCAGGAACAAGUUGCACGAGCUCUGCAUUUCCGGAACAAGUUUUCGCCUCGGCCGUACUUACCUUCAAGCUUUAUAUCCCCGGAAAGAAAGACUAUUCUGUUCAGUGAUGUCUUAGAAGUUAGAUGGCCUGACCUUGUUACUGCUGACCUGACAAGAUGUAUGAAGAAUGGCAAUGUGAAGAUAUCAUCAUUAGACGGUUAUGCCCACCUUCACCUGUCAGGAUUGCAGCAAGAAUUUACUGUGGAGUUCUUAUGCAAAGUCAGCCAACCAUCUGCAGCAUAUUCACAUUCCUCUCAGAAGAACAGCAACUAUCAAAAUGAAGAUCAGUAUGGAAAAUCAAGUAAAAAUUCUCUUCCAGAAACGUCAUCAAGAAAAACGAAAGCAGAAAAUAGAAAGAAUGAACAUGGCAGUGCUGAAGGAAAAUACAGAGACCCAACCAAACCAAAGGACCAAAAAGACAGAGAUAGAGUUCCUAUGUUUUACACAAACUGUUCUUAUGAAUACACAUGGGUUACACAGUGUUGGUCUGUUUCCUCGUACCCAGAAGAAUGGAAAUACCCUUUGUCUUUGGCAUUUAUGUGCUAUAACUUACAUACUGUUAAGACUGAAAUGAAAACAUGUGAGGGAAAUGACCAUACAUCUAUAGGAGCAGAUGUUGUAAUAGACCCCAAAGCAUGUUCAACCGUAUCUCGUUUGCCUACAGCUUUGCCACUAAGCUGCAGAGCACCACAUUUACACAGGUGGAGUUUCUGUGACUUUUUUCUACAAAAGAAGCAAGAGUCUGGAAUGUAUUCAUACCCUCAGCUAAUUGAAAUUGUAUGGUGCGAAGGUAUUUUUUAUAGAUUUAUCCAUGGCAAAAGAAACAUUGCAGAAAUUUACCCUGGUGAUGAAUCAUUUUUCAAGUCUGAAGGAGCUUUUUUGGGAAACUACUUCGUGCAUUAUGCAAUCCAGAAAGGAACAAACAAGAGAGAAGAGAAGAUGUAUUCAGUAAACAGUCUUCCUCCUGAUGUACCAGGAAGUCCAUACUCUAUAUCCUCCAUCAUUACUCAGGCAACCAAAAUGCUUCUGUACUGCUACAAGACAAAACUAUCAUUAAUUCCUAACUAUCAUCUCUGCUGCUGGAAGAUGGUACCUGAGACAGACGGACAGGAAACAUUGCCUGUUUUGCUGGAUGAAAAGGUUAUUCCUAGCAUUGGAAGACUUCUUGUAUAUUCAGACUAUAAAGUCCAUGCUACUUUUAGGGAUGGAAUCACCUUGAAUAUGGUUUGGGAUUUCAGCUCUGGUUGUAGAAAGAUUCAGGUAAAUGAAAAUGUAGGUUGGUGUAAGCUAACUACUCCUGAUGGGGUACAGCAGCUGAUAAAAAUAAGUCAUCCUGGAAUCUAUGAAAGAUACAUCACAACAGUAAUAGAAUGGUGCAGAAGUUUGAAUGAAAGCAAAGAGACUCCUGAACAUACCGCACACUCUGUAACUGAAGAAAAUUGGUCUGCUGAUGCUGAGCUUGAAAAAAUACAGAGAUUUAACUAUAUAUUGGAUAAUAGCAAUGUUCCACAAAGGACAGCAGCUGCAAAAAACAAUCCAUCUACAAUUGCUGUUGGAAAAACAGAGAAUAGAACUGAUACUGAAGAACUCAAUGAAGGGUGCAUCUUGGAGGCUUUGGAAAAAACCUCUAAAAUAAUUCAAGAUAUUGAAUCUCUGCUUGCUGCUUCUGGGAAGUGAAAAUCUGUAAUACAUUGUAUCCUCCAAGGAGCUGUCCCAGCUAUGUCUGAAGAGGCUUUGAAGUAUAAGAGGGAUGAAGGAUGAGACGGCAGCAAUUAAAUGCCUUGCCAGACAAAUUACAUGUGUAAUUUGUUAUUGUAAUACCACAGUUGUAUAAUGUGGAUAGGCAAAAAUUAGGGGCCAAAUAGUGGGGCACCACUUGGUAAAUGAGAGAUCUGACGUGACAUUGCUACGUCUGAGUGUAUGAAUGUCUGUUCAAGUUGUGUAGCUUUGUAGAGGUUUGUGUGACCAACUUGGUUAGAACUUACCAGGGUAACUUGGGGGGAGGCAUUUUAAUGGUAAAAACAUGCUUUUGUCCAGAAACUGACACCAAGUAGUUAAGUAUUAAAGUCACCCCAAUGACUCCAUAUUGAAUAAAGUUGCCCACAAGAUUUAUACCUAUUGUUUUCUAAUAAAAGGCGUGGUUUUAGUCAGUA